GGUGUUCGGGGACUCGGAGACCCGCCGCCGCCGCCGCCACCGCCGCCGCCAAGUUCGGGUGUUCCGGACGGAAACUACCGAAGUCUGAAGUCGGGUGCCCAGGCGCCGGCGCGAUGGGGGCGGGGACUUCGAGGUCGGAGAGCGAAUCCUAGACGGACAGCGUGAUGCUGCCAGUAUAGGGUGGGGUGGGGCAUGAAGUGAGAGAGGGGGCUCGGGCGCGAGCGGGCGAGGUGUGUCCUCGCUCCCUGCGUGCUCGGGGCGUGUGAGCGCGUGCACGCGCCCCGGGGAGGGGGGAGGAGCGCCCUCUGCAGUGCCGGGGGGGAGGGGAGAAGAGGGGCGGGGCGGAUCGCCGGGCCAUGUGCCUGGAGCGGGCCCCCUGGUAGAACGGGGCUCUUCCCCGCAGCACAGCGGGCGCAUCACGAGUUCUGCUUCCCAGGAGUCCCUGGCUACCACAUGAGUCAGGCUUUUUCCCUCCUCUGUCACCUUCCCUGCGCGGAGGAUGCCCACGCCUGCCUGCGUCCCCUCCCCCCACCCCGCUCUCCCUCGGCUCCUCCUUCGCGGCCCGGGCGUGGCGGGGCGACACCUGGCCCCCGAGCCCCGGGCUCCCCUUUGCGCGAGCGGCCCGCAGCUGCCACGCGGCCCCCCGGGGUGCGCGGAGGGAGGCGCCCCGGGCCGUCCGGGCUGCAGAGGUUAGCAGCUGCGGCGGGCGGGCGGAGCGCACGCCUCCGUGCCGGGGAGCGGCUGCCCCUCCCUCCUGCCGGUCUGUCCCGGGGGACAGACCCCUCUCCACAGAAUAACAAAAGAGUCUGAGAAAACUCUCAAGAGUUGAUUGGAUCUUCCAUGGAGAAUUUACAGGAAAAUGUAGCCAAAAAUUCCACAGGUUGAAAAGGUAACCUGAAAACUUGACAAUCAGUUCUCAAGAGCUAGUACCAGCUGACUCCAGAACACCUCCAUCAUCAUCCCACUGGCUCUCCAGGAGUGUUAUUUUUAACCUUGCAGCAAAGACGUCAAUAGUUGGUGUUGGAGCUUGUGAUCCAGAAGAAUUGAAUUAAAA
Sarcophilus harrisii (Tasmanian devil) is the source of this 1054-nucleotide messenger RNA. RefSeq names its product translation initiation factor IF-2-like. NCBI's taxonomy places the organism in Eukaryota, Metazoa, Chordata, Mammalia, Dasyuromorphia, Dasyuridae. The transcript is spliced from 3 exons. Bases 454 to 810 code for a protein of 118 amino acids. The record is from RefSeq and is a predicted model, not a curated record.